Labrus mixtus (cuckoo wrasse) is the source of this 3783-nucleotide messenger RNA. Its product is annotated as glucocorticoid-induced transcript 1 protein. Gene Ontology annotation, biological process: podocyte development. The coding region runs from base 237 to 1703 and encodes 488 amino acids. The record is from RefSeq and is a predicted model, not a curated record. The transcript has 9 exons. Lineage: Eukaryota; Metazoa; Chordata; Actinopteri; Labriformes; Labridae. Gene Ontology annotation, cellular component: cytoplasm.
CAGUAGUCUGGCUGAAACAACUGUCAUUUAGAGUGAGUGGACAUGAUGGGGAAGUCAGAGCGAGGGCUGGAAAACACGAAUUAACGUUUCAAAAAGUAUCUAAAACAACUUUUAAAAGUUACUUGUGUGUUGGUUUCUGCUUACGUCGGCAUGUUUUAGUGUUUUGAAGAGAAGCAGCAGAAGCUUUGGCAGUACGUCUUUCUUACUGCGACAGGAUUUGCAGCCAGUUUCGGAGGAUGUCAGCCCCCAGCAACUCGCUUCAGCAGCCGCGGGUCAGACGCAGCAAUGCGGGUUCCCCUGGCUCCAGCAGCAGCUGCCGUCUGCACCCCAUCCGUGCCACCGUGCCCUACCAGCUCCUGCGUGCGGGUCAGAACAGCCCUACGCGGACGCAGACCCUCUAUGGAGGAGCCACGAACAGCCGGGGCUCCAGUCCCCCCUCCAGCCCGAUCCUCAGUUCAGGAAGUGCUAUUGCUAAGCAAAGACUGUCCCCCGAAAGUAAGGACUCCUCCUGCCCCCCAGACUCUCCUGUUUCAAGAGCAGAAAGGUCCAAGUUACAAGUUCGAAGUUCCAGUGCCAUCCGGCGGACAUCCUCCCUUGACGCCAUCACGGGUCCAUACCUCACUGGCCAGUGGCCCCGGGACUCCCAUGGACCCUACCCUUCCUGUAUGAAAGACAAAGCCACACAGACUCCAGGUCUCUGGAUUGAUGAGGGAGCAGAUCAGGGAAGUCCUCACCAGCGGUCAGCCUCCUGGGGAAGCGCAGACCACCUGAAAGAGCAGAUUGCUAAACUGAGACUGCAGCUGCAGCGCAGCAAACAGGUCAGCCGGCAGAGCAAAGACAGGGAGCAGAGCUCUCUGCAGCUGUCCCAACAGACGCAGCAUGGCAUUGCAUGCCAACCACAGUACAAGGGAACUUCGUCAGCCUUGUCGGCAGUCCCGGUGCCAAAGUCCCUCAUAUGCCGAGUGCCGAGCAGUGUGGAGGGCAUCAACCACGAGCUAGAAAAUGUGUUUAUCAAAGAGGACUGGCAGCAGGGGAUACAGACCAUGGAUGUGGUAGAUGGCCGCCGUGCUCCCUUCCCUCCUCAUCACUACAGCAGCAGUGGGGACACACGUGACACGGACACACAGGCACCUUCGAGUGGUGACUCCAGCCCGUUGCUCUGCCCGUUCAGCUCUGACCACCUCCAGUCCCCCGAUGGAAGCCCGUGUUCAGCUGAGGAUAUCGACAAAGACGGUGUGUGCAGUUCUCCUCUCCCAAAGUUCGCCACUUCUCCAAAACCUAACAACAGCUACAUGUUCAAACGGGAGCCUCCCGAGGGCUGCGAGAAGGUCAAAGUGUUUGAGGAGCUGGUGUCUGGCAAAUCAAAAGGCUUCCCCCUCUUCUCGUGCCCCGAUAAAAACAAGGUGAACUUCAUUCCCAGGGGCUCUGCCUUCUGCCCCGUCAAACUCCUCUGCUCCUCCCUCUUCUCCCCCGUCUCUCCAUUGUCCUGCUCCUCCGCCAACUCUGGUCUCCAUGGCAACGACAGCCCUGGGCCUCAGGUGACCCCAACUCAACCCACUGCACCACUAGCUACCUUUCCGGCCUCCGCUGACUGGAGCACCGAAACAAGCACAGGCGUAAACACAAACAACAGCACAGACAGCCAGAGUCCCGACACAGACAUGGGGAAAGACGGCUCCGCACAAGUACUCCUCACCAGCUAGUCCUCAGGUAUUCAUGAGCAAACCGCCUACAGCUCAAACAACCUCAGGUGGUUUGGUCUUAAAACAAAGAGAAAAGAGAAAAAAAAAAAGAAAAACCGCAAAAAAUAGUCCUUGCACUCCGUUAAUCCUAACGUCAGCCAGCAGGGAGUGCCCAAGGUUUAAAAAAAAAAAAAAAAAGACAAACAAACCAGCACUUUCGCUCGGUCAGUGUUUUCUUCCACUCUGCGUGAACUCAAGAAAGCUUGAUGGUUUUGUAGCUGUCAACCAGACUUAAGAGAGUGAGCUGACCUUGGGCACAGCUUCCCCUUUACCCACAACUAACUUAGCCUUCUCCUCUGAACCCCGACAAGAACCCUUAACAAGAAAUAGCUUUGCUUAUUUUUGCAAAAAAGAGAAUACAGCUCCAAAUAUUGUGUUACAUAGUGCCUGCAGUUUAAUCAAGAAACAAUGAAAAAGGAAACCUAAACUUUGAAAAGAGACAACACUGAGGUUGUCGGAGAAACAUAUUCUACUCAUGUAAUCUAACCAGCUUCUUAGCUGUUCAGUGUUCAGCGAGCUAACAACUUUAGUAUGUAUACAUAAGCUUUUUUUGACAGGAUGGGAAAGUGAUUAGUUUCAUAUUUUUACCAUAUCAGGAUGUCUUACAGUCACAGUACAUCGCCCCACAUUAACCACAAUGUUUGCACUUGUUAAGACCUGGCUCAGAAUGAUACAAGCCAUGGCCUAUUUUCUGUUUGUUUAUUUGAUAGUGUUUGUAGCACAGUUGUCUUAUGUGAAACCAGCGGCUGCUUCAGUGCAGGCUACACCCCCGACAGGCAUACAAGCCAAGAUGUGAGAUCUGCAUUCUUAGUCUGGUCACUUUUUUAAAAACUUGGUUAGCUCAACACAAAAUGCAUAUCAGCUGUUUUAUUUUCUCCUCAGUGACCAAAUAACCAACCCCCCCCCCCAUAACCUUGUUUUACGCCCCUCGUUACACAGAACAGUAACUCAGGUGAAGUGGAAUGUACUUGCUCAGACGAUGUUGCCUUUCAGAGUGUUUGACUUCCUUUCUCCAGGAAGACAUUCCAGUCUUUUGCAGAACAGUUGUAUCCCCCUCCCUCCGCCCCCCUGCAGAGUGGCGUUAUAACGAACUGAAUCAAUUGAUUGAUGUCACAGGUCGUGACACGGACGACUUUAUGAAUUAACCUGUUCAGGUUAGAGUUUCAGGUGCUUUGAAACAUUCCACAGAUCACUGUUGCAUCGGUCAGAUGCGGAAAAACUCAAGUAAAUACAACUAGCUACAUAAGCUACACCCGCCUGAAUUCAGAAGUUGACAAAUGUGUCAUUUCUCCCCCCCCCAGAUCCUGCUUUCGUUAAAUAUGAACCAAAGUACAUAAUGAUGAUGAUGAAACGACUGUCAUAUAUCAGGGACCAAGGAGGCCUCUUAUUUUGGCGGCAGAAGCAGGAAGUUGAUGUGCACUUGAUGUGAUGUUUUGUUUUUAAACAAUUCGGCAACAUGUAAACACUGGUUUCUAAUGUUUCUAACAGGGGGGGUUGGGGGGGGGGGGGGGGGGGGGGGUGGUGAUCCUAAAACCAACGGCGGAGCACUUAAUGUGGAAAUGAGAUGAUAAUCACUUUUUUGACCAAUUUCUAAAACAAUCAGAACUUAAAGAGUGCAAUCGAUUUUGUUUUGAAGUAAAGCUACACUAACGAUGUUUGUGUAACACAGAUCCGAUAUCAGAUAUGUCCAAACACGACCAGAACAGAACCAAACAACUGAUUCGGUUAUCUGGUGAAUGUUUGAUUCCAAAAACUUUGUUCCAUUAAAACCCACUUACACUUAAAAAAAAAAAAAAAAAAUAUGAACAAUAUGCAACACAUUCCACACAAAUAAAGUUCAGAUGAGUCACACUUUUUCUGCUUACAGCUUCAGGAGUUUCAAUCAAACUAAAACUGAUUUCAUUCACAAGCUCAUUUUUGCAGUGCGGAUAAGUAAACGGUUGCCAUGUUCGGCAUUGAUGAUUCAGUUCUCCUGUGUAUUACGCAUUUUUAUGUAGAUCUUGUGUGUGUGUUUUUCAAUAAAGAAAACAGAAAAAAAAAC